UACUGAACAGUGCGGUAAGGCCGUCGUCAGUAACCAUGGCAACUAGACUUCAACAGGAAGCGUGCCGUCUUGACGGCUUUCAAACUCCAGUACGGCGAUAGACGCUGACUGCAAGUCGAGCGUCAUGGGUACUUUACUGACCAGGGUGGCCAAGUGGUCCUCGGAAGACAAACUGGAUUCCACGGCACUGAAUAGUCUGCUGCUGAAAGAUAUUAUGCUCUUUGUGGAGGACUUCAGUUCCCUGCAUCCGCAGGAGGCAGAGAUCUUGUUUGAGGAGCCGCUGCAGUGGACUAGCACUUUGGUGGCAUCUGACUUCGAAGCGGAUUAUGACAUUAACGAAUCAGGCGAAGUGGAGUCCCAGGAAAAAGAUGAGAAAGGCUGUCCAACUUUAACGCUCUCUCCUCCCAAUAUUUCCGUCCGUAACUUCAACCAGCUCUCCAAUCUCAUGAAUAUGGAAAAUGACAAGCGACAGAAUGAGGUUCAGGCGUGCAUUGAAGAAAACAGAACACCUUUGUUGAAGAUUCUUGGCGAAAACUAUGCCAACAUGCAAAAAGCUGUUAAGAUAGACAAAGGAGAAGGACACAAGCAAGAAUCUGACAUCAAAAUGAAGCUUCUCCGUCUUUUACUAGAUAUGGGCAAACAGACUAUUCGCAAGCUCCUCAAAGAAAUAUCAGACAAGUUCCGGCUCAACCCUACGUUUGUGGAACAAGAAGUGGAAUAUUUGCAGGGUCUUUGCGGUCCGGGGGAGAAUAGUGUGUUAAAGUCGGUUCAAUACACAUCAGACUACGAAUAUCCAAACGGAUGUCGCGCCCCUCUAUGGAGGCAGAUCGAAGGUGAGAUGUGUUACCUCAUCAUUGAGCCUUAUGACACGGAGACGCUUUACAUCACUUGCAGCAGUGCCGGAGUUUUUCUCAAUUUGGGUGUCAAGGAUGACGGAGACGAUGGCGCCUACAAGCAAGCGAGUGAAGUGUUCAAGAACGUGGUUACUCUGCUGAAGAACAAAUCACAACUCUUUGCUGAGAACUUGACCUCACAGGGUCCUCUGCGUACACCGAAAUUAGUGGACGCCCAGACACAACUGUCCCUAAAAAGGAUUAACAAGAGUGCCACGCCUUCUCAACGUGAAGAAGACAAAACAUCUGAAUUUGACGACACGCAAAAGGGAGCCAGGAGCAAGAAUAUUUCGCACUUCUCGGAGUCCUCAUACGCGGAACAACUGUCCUCGAUGAAACUAAAGUCCCAAUUACAACCAGGCGAGGUUUUCAGUGAGACUUCAUCUGAGAGCGAUCAGAGUUAUGAGGAAGAAGAGCAGCCGGCGCGCCGUCAACGAAACACAGAUUAUCCCUCGGAAUACUGGCAGAUCCAGAAACUGGUCAAGUACCUUCGGGCAGGCGACCAGACAGCCACUUUGCUGACUCUGUACGCCUUGAUGGACUACGACCUGACGCACGAGACGUAUCAUUUGGCCAUGCAGGAUUCAGGUGGCCUCAAAGUCCUUACUAACAUUCUCCAUUUGGACGAAGUUAAUCUUCAACUUGGAUCUCUGCAAAUCCUCCGAGACAUCAGCCACAAUGCCCAAACCCGCCGGGGCAUCGUUGACAACGGAGGCUUACGAAGCAUCGUGAAUGUCCUGGACUCACGAAACAAAGACGUGAAGGCCUUAGCUGCCGAGACCAUCGCUAAUCUAACCAGCUUCCGCAGGGCAAGGAGAACUGUUCGAAAGUACAACGGUAUUAGUAAACUCGUGAAGCUGCUGGACUGCGCCCCCGAUUUAGCAAAUGUGGAUGCAAAGCAGGAGAAGGAUGUCGAAGUGGCCCGCUUUGGGGUUUUAGCGCUUUGGAGCUGUAGCAGAAGUCCCAAAAACAAAGAGGCCAUCCAUAAAGCCGGCGGCAUCCCUCUACUGGGACGCCUGCUCAAGUCCCCGCAGAUGAACAUGCUCAUCCCGGUGGUGGGCAUUCUGCAGAACUGUGCCGACGAGGAGAGUUGCAAGGAUGCGAUUCAAACGGAGGGCAUGAUCAAAGAUUUGGUCCAGAACCUCGGCAUUGACAACGCUGAGCUACGGAUACAUUGCGCCAACGUCAUCUUCAAGUGUGCAGAAAACAAGCGGACGCGCACCUUAGUGAAUGAGAACAAAGGACUGCAGGCCCUGGUUUCACUUCUGGGCAAGACGGACAACAAAAAGCUCAUGGCCGCCGCCACCGGAGCCAUCUGGAAGUGUUCCCUCAGCCCGGAGAACCUCGAUGUGUUUCAAGAGCAUAAAGUCCUGGAGACCCUUAUUGGCCUUCUGACCAAUCAGCCCGAGGAGGUACUGGUUAAUGUGGUGGGAGCCUUGGCCGAGUUUGCGCAAAAACCUGCAAACAAGAUCACCAUCCGCAAAUGCGGCGGCCUCAAGCCGCUGGUCCGCCUACUCGUCGGAAGAAACGAGCCACUGUUGGUGAAUGUGACCAGGGUGGUGGAGGCCUGUGCCACAGAUCUGGACAACAUGGCGAUCAUUCAGGAGCUGGAUGCAAUCCGCUGGGUCUGGAGCUUGUUGAAAAACCCCAACCCAGAAGUUCAGUCCAGUGCCGCAUGGGCCCUUUGUCCAUGCAUCGAGAAUGCAAAGGAGGCAGGGGAAAUGGUGAGCACCCUGAUGGGCGCCAUGGAGCUGGUCAUCGAUUUGCUGAAGUCAACCAAUGACGACGUGCUGGCAAGCAUGUGCGCCGUCAUUGCCAAAAUCGCCAAAGACAAGUACAAUUUGGCAGUUCUGACCGAUUAUGAGGUGGUCUCGCUGCUGGCCAAGCUGACUGACAAACCCGGUGACCUGCUCCGCUGCCACCUGGCUCAGGCCAUCGCCCAAUGCUGCACGUGGCGCAACAACAGGGCCGCCUUCGGGGAGGCCGGAGUCGUGCCCCACCUGGCACUUUACUUAAAGUCAUCUGACAUGAAAGUCCGCCACAGUACAGUGAUGGCCCUGCACCAGCUGUCCAAGGAGUCCAACAAUUGUGUCAUCAUGCACAGCGAAGGAGUCGUGAAGCCUCUGAUCCACUUCAUGGGCUCUGAUGAUGAGAAGGUUCGCAACGCCGCCGCCGACUGCGUGCGCAACAUUCGUCUGCUCUUUCCAAACCAGUCUCGGGCCAAAAAAACAACACCAUGCAUGUAAUUGAACCAGGUGGCUAUAAAUAAAAUGUUAUGAUUAAAUCCAAA
Hippocampus zosterae (dwarf seahorse) is the source of this 3183-nucleotide messenger RNA. It is a transcript of the gene odad2, whose product is annotated as outer dynein arm docking complex subunit 2. Gene Ontology annotation, molecular function: protein binding. The coding region runs from base 125 to 3139 and encodes 1004 amino acids. NCBI's taxonomy places the organism in Eukaryota, Metazoa, Chordata, Actinopteri, Syngnathiformes, Syngnathidae. The record is from RefSeq and is a predicted model, not a curated record. The transcript is spliced from 21 exons.